AUGAGGGAAGUCAACUUCAGCAUCCCCAACGUCAACAAGGCGUCGGUUGGCAUCACCACCGCCCUCUACGACCGACGGGCCCUCGACUGCACAUCAACUCUCCCCCUGAUCAACUCGCUCAACCAUCUCGCAUACCUCACCACAUCAUCGGCUCGCAUUCGCGACAUCCUGACGGUCGAUGGGGGCAUCGAGAGGCUGGUCUGCAUCCUGAAGCAGGGCCGGAGCAAGGACAUGAUGGACAUGUGGAAGUGGAACCUCGCCUUCCAGUGCGUCGUCAAUAUCGGUGUUCGUGGCACCGAAGGCGUCCGCACUCGGGUCGUCGAGGCUGACAUGGUCCCUGUCAUCGCUACCAUUCUGGACAACUACAUCAAGGUUGUCGAGAAGUGCCGGGAGAAGGCCGAGGAGGCUAAGCAGAAGCACUACAACGACCACCACCAUCGCCACCGCAGCCACUCCCACCGGGACCCCUCCUCCAAGUCCUCCUCGUUCACGAACCGCUCAGGCCGCGCAGACAUCGACCAGCGAUCCUUCCGCCGCCAGGCCCCGCCUCCCUCGAUCGACGUGUCCGCCGCCACCUUUGCCGGCCCCUCGACAGCGGCCGCGAGUGAGCACGGAAACAACGACGCCACGAGCACCCCGUCCAUCACCCCGCUCCCUACCACCUCGCCCCCGGAACGGGCUACAUUCUCGGGCCACCGACACCACCAUCACCACCACCACCAUCACAGGCACGAGACUCGCCAGAAUGUUGCUUCGCCGUCCCGUCCGGCCAUUCAGCCACUAGCAUCUGCCGUGCCCAACUUGAACAUCGAUGGUACUCCGGAGGGAUUCAUCCGGCCCGUCCGUGACAUUGAUCGGCUGCCGUCCAUGGUUCCUGUCUUCCCUCACCCGAACCUCAACAUCUCGCAGCCGGCGUCCCCCACGACUCCGCUGCCUCCGCCCCAGGUGCGCUCGCCCGCCGUGCGUCCCGCUUCGGCCCUCGGCCCCAACGGACGAUCGCGAAGACGCCCUUCGAUCAGACACCAGAACUCGACAGCCGAUACGAUGGCCGACACCGAUGAUCUGAACACGGAGAGCGUGCAGUCGGACGAGUCCCAAGAUGCGGAGAUGUCAGGGACCAACGAGAUUCAGCCUGCCGUAGGCAUUCAGGAUAUCGCCAUGGAGGAGGGCGACAGCACGCUGGCUGGCGCUGCCCUAGAGCUGACCACGCCGACUGUGUCCGAGGUCCCGGAAGCCGGCACCUUCAACAUCACGCACCGUGGUCCUGUGGAUGGGAGCAUCCCCAACAAUGCCCCCACGCCGGUCCCGACUAUUGGCCUCUCCCCCAACAGACCCGUCAUAGCUGCUCCUCAGCCCGGCUUGCCCAACCACUCGAGCGUUCCUCGAUACCUCUUGGACCGACCUCUUCCCCCCAACCCGCAGAUGCUGGCCGCGAUGCCCAGAGAAGAAGACGUUCUGAUGUCCUUGCAACUGCUCGCAUACGUUUCGAAAUACUGUAACCUGCGGUCGUACUUCCAGAAGAGCCACUUGGUUCCUCGCCUUAAGAUUGGAAAGGAGCUGCAGCUCCUGGACGGCGACAACGUUACACCUGAGUCCUUGGAGGAGGAGGACUACGAGGAGGAGUACCUUCUGCCCAACGACUUCAACAUCUUCCCGCUUGUGGAGAAGUUCACCGUGCGAUACCACAGCACCGACAUGCAGUACUGGGCUGGAGUGGUGAUGCGAAACCUCUGCCGCAAGGAUGAUACUCGCGGCGGCAUCCGACAGUGCGCCUACUAUCAAUGUGGUAAAUGGGAGGAGUUCACUCGGCAGUUUGCUAAGUGCCGUCGGUGCCGCCGAACGAAGUACUGCAGCAAGGAGUGCCAGAAGAGUGCCUGGGCAUUCCACCGUCACUGGUGUGUCCAAGCCUCGCAAUGA
Molecule: messenger RNA, 1917 nt
Organism: Neoarthrinium moseri
Lineage: Eukaryota; Fungi; Ascomycota; Sordariomycetes; Amphisphaeriales; Apiosporaceae
Exons: 1
Coding region: 1-1917 (638 amino acids)
Biological process (GO): ubiquitin-dependent protein catabolic process; establishment or maintenance of cell polarity
Cellular component (GO): MUB1-RAD6-UBR2 ubiquitin ligase complex
Source: RefSeq, a predicted model, not a curated record